Messenger RNA from Punica granatum (pomegranate), 4121 nucleotides. The record is from RefSeq and is a predicted model, not a curated record. Lineage: Eukaryota; Viridiplantae; Streptophyta; Magnoliopsida; Myrtales; Lythraceae.
AGACAAAAUGCAGAACGACCACACCUGUCUUUUUCUCUAGGACCUGUUCAGGGUUGGUUUCUGAGCCGUUGAAUGUUGGUUUAGAGGAAGAAACAUUCAUUGGAAGGUGAAGGAGGACAGUUUUUGACUCAGACAAGAAGUGGAAAUGCAUAUAUCUUCAUCAGACGUAGAUUGGGACGGCCUCCUUGGUGACUAUGGAACUGCCGAAGUUCAGAGACUUGUUUGAUAGCCUCGUCAAUGUCCGUGCCAAGUUACUUACAUCACUCGCCACACUUGCCAAGAAGGAGGCGAUCCUGAAUGUCCAGAAGAGUGAAAGCUUUCCUUCGCUUUCAGUGGCUGAUGAUCAUCAUCAGAAAGUUUUCCAGAGAAACAGUUCGUUCAUACGAAGAGCAAAAGAGGAAAGCUGCAUCUCAGAAGCAGCAGAGCAUGGCUGCGAUGCCUCCUCCUUUAGCUCAAUAGCUUUGCCGGUUGUCGAGUUUGAAGUGUUCCUGAGCUUUAGGGGUCCAGAUACUCGAAAAGGUUUCGCCGACUGCCUCUACUGUGGCCUCUCCAAGGCAGGAAUCCGCGUUUUCCGGGACACAGAGGGGCUUCAUAUUGGGGAAAACCUGAGAGAGCUUCUGGUAGCAAUCAACAGCUCAAAGAUCUGUAUUCCGAUCCUCUCCAAAGGUUAUGCCUCCAGCAGAUGGUGCCUCCAGGAAUUAGCACAGAUGGUGGAGUGCAGCAAAUUGACCAGGGUAGAGAUUUUUCCCAUUUUCUAUGACGUCAAGCCAUCCGAAGUACAGCUUGAGAAAGGACCCUACGUGGAAGCUCUAAAGAACCACAAGGAGCAGUUUGAUCCCAAGAUUGUGCAGCAGUGGGAAGAUGCUCUCAGGGCGGUUGGAAGGAUUAAAGGAUGGGAGUUGCAGAAGGCUACUGAUGGUCAUGAAGGAAAGCUGAUAGAACUGGUAGUGCGAAAGGUCUUGGUGAGCUUGAAGGUGCAUCGUUUGAACGUAACGGACCAGUUAGUCGCGAUCGAUGAUCAUGUCACGAAAAUCCUGAGGAUGUUGAAUGUGGACUCUAGGGAUGUGAGGAUCGGGGGAAUCCACGGGAUGGGUGGAAUUGGAAAGACCACACUUGCCAAGGUUGUCUACAACCAGCUUUCAAGGCAUUUCGAGUACUGCAGCUUCCUAGCAGAUGUCCGGGAAACGUCAGAGCACAAGGGUCUUGAAUACCUGCAGAAUCAGCUUAUUUCUCAAAUCUUGAAAGAUAAGGCUCCAGACAUUGCUAACAUCGAUGAUGGGAUCAAAGUAAUCAAAGAGAGGUUAUAUGGCAAGGAGGUUCUUAUUCUUCUAGAUGAUGUCGAUAAAAAGAUGCAAUUAAAUGCACUAGUUGGAAAUGGUAGUUGGUUCGGUUCUGGGAGCAAGAUCAUUAUCACAACUAGAAAUAAAGAUAUUCUAAAUGUGCCCGAGGUGGAUUGGACUCACGAACUUAACGGGAUGGAUUUUGAACCGUCUCUUCAGCUUUUCAGUAGGCAUGCCUUCAGAAGAGAUUAUCCUCCCGAUGACUAUUUAAAGUAUUCUGAAAAGGUCGUAGAGAUAUCUGGAGGUCUACCUUUAGCACUUGAGAAUAUAGGUUCAUUUUUAUCUGGGAAAAGCAAAGAGGUAUGGGACAGCACUUUGAAGAAGUUGGAAAAAUUGCCUCAUGAGGAAGUCGAGAAGAAGUUGAGGAUAAGCUAUGACGCUUUAGAUGACUUGCAAAAGCACAUAUUUCUUGACAUAGCAUGUCUAUUCAUUGGAUAUGACCGAAGAAUCGUGGUUCACAUGUGGGAUGAUUCUCAGUUCUUUCCCGAAGAAGGAAUAGAAGUGCUGCUGCUCAUGUCUCUGAUAAAGAUUGUGGAGGACAAUAAGCUGUGGAUGCAUGACCAGAUGAGGGAUCUUGGACGGAAAAUUGUUUAUCAGGAAAACAACUUUGAACCGAGAAAGCGCAGUAGGUUGUGGAAUCAUCGCGAGUCUCUUUCCAUGCUAGACGGAAAGAAGGGAUCGGAAUUGGUUCAAGCCCUCUGUCUGAAGUUUGACAGUAGGAAUCAGUACCAUUUAACAAAUGAAGAAUUCGUCAGUCUAUCUAAUUUAAGGUUCCUCCAAAUAAAUGGCGUCCACCUAUCUGGGAACUUUGAAAAUCUCCUCUCCGAGUUAAGGUGGCUUUGCUGGCAUUAUAGCCCUCCAAGGUUUCAUCCGACUAAUUUUCACCCAAGAAAUCUCAUUGUUCUUGAUCUUUCAUGGAGCAAAAUUACUGAAGAUUGGGAGGGUUGGCACCAUGUCAAGAUGGCGAACAAUUUGAAAGUUAUGAACCUCACUGGUUGCGUCAGCUUGUUCAGGAUUCCUGACUUUUCGGGCUUUAUGGCUCUGGAAAGAUUGAUCCUUAAAGGCUGCGAAGGUCUAGUUGAAAUUAAUGCUUCACCAGAUGAUCUAAGACAUCUGAAUUCGCUAGAUAUUCAGGAUUGCUGUCGCAUCCGGAAAUUGCCUGAUAACCUGUGUUUUAUGGAAUCCCUAAGGGAACUUCUUGUUGACGGAACCUCCAUACAAGAAAUUUCCAUCCCACCCGGAUGUUUAAAGAAGCUUGAAACUCUCAGUGCACGCAACUGUAAAUCACUGGUUCAAGUGAGCAGCUCGAUUGGCUAUUUAGAGUCUCUCUCGCACCUUGCAUUGGAUAAUUCAAGGAUCACAUGUCUUCCUGACUCAACUGGAGAGCUCAUCAAACUCGAGCGGUUAUCUUUAAGGGGUUGCAGAUCAAUAAGCAAGCUUCCCUUCUCUAUCGGGCAGCUCGGAUCCUUGGUGUUUCUGGACCUCUCAGGCACCGGAUUCACAGAACUGCCCAUCUCAAUUGAAAAUAUGAAAAAUUUGAAAGUCCUGUCACUGGAGGGAAGUUGCAUAAAGCAGCUACCACCCGUUAUCGGCAUGCUGGAGAAACUAGAAGAAAUACAUGCCAGAAGUUGUAGUGACUUGGAGGGGGAAAUUCCCUGUGAAAUUGGUAAACUGUUACUCCUGAGGAUUUUGAGUUUAUCAGAUACCCGAAUUCAUGGCCUUCCGGAAACCAUUUCUCGACUCUCUCAUCUCCAGUCCCUCGACAUGGACCUUUGCAAUGAGCUUCGAGUAUUACCAGAGUUGCCAACGAGUUUGCUUUGUCUACAGGUGAGUUCUCACUCGAUGGAGGAGAUCCCAGAUCUUGUGGACCUGAAUGAUCUGAAGUACUUGUAUUUAUCAGAUAAUUCCCAUCAACGGGAAUCAUUCCAGGGCGACUCAUCUAAGCUGGUGCAUGCUCCGAGCCCCCAGUGGCUUGGGAUGUUAACAAAGCUGGAAACAUUGCAGCUCUCUCUCUCAAGAAUCACCACCCUACCGAGCGAAUUGGCCUGUCUGUCUCGGCUCAAGAAGCUCGUCCUACACUGCGUGGACCUGCAAUGCGUUCUGCAGCUUCCCCCAAAUUUGUCGACUCUAAGUAUUGGGCACUGCAAGUCCAUGAGCGUGCUGUCGGAUCUCUCUAACCAGAAGAACCUCUUGGAAUUGGAGCUCAUCCACUCGCCAAUAUCAGAAAUUCAGGGCCUCAGGUGUUUGGCAUCAUUGCAAGUUCUCGAUGUAAUGGACUGUGGAUUGCAAACGCUCCAUGGGCUAGGAAAGUUAGGAUCCCUGAGACGAUUGAUCUUGGAUGGAUGCGACAACCUUGAGCAACUUCCAAAUCUCUCGGGCUUGAAGAAGCUGAAAGAACUUAAGCUGCGGGAAUGUGAGAACCUGUUCCAAGUGGAAGGGCUCGGCGGGUUGGAAUCACUAGAGGUGCUGCAGAUUUCAGGGUGCAGAUCGUUGGAAUGGUUCGACGAUCCAGCCCAUCUGAAGCUGCUGAAAUUCCUGGAAGUCAAGGAUUGUAAUACACUACAUAAAACACUGAGCAGCUCGUUGGGAAGAUUGCCGAACUUAUCCGAACUGAAAAGGCUCAAAGUUUCAGAAUUGGAACUCCACGAGAAGAUCAAACCUUCCGGGGCCGAAGCUCGGAAGUUACCUGAGCUGCCAAGCCUCAAGACGCUGAAGUCCCUGUACGCCGAAGGUUCCGACUGAGAUGCCAUGACACUGAAAAUGUAAGAUGAACUCACCUCU